AUGUUUCAGAUGAUUCCACGUCAAUUAUUUCGUUCGAUACAUACAAAUUAUGUACUUUGCAAUGCAUCAAAAAAAUCAUUAUUAAGCAAAUUACGUAAGAAGACUGGAUAUACAUUUGUAAAUUGUAAAAAAGCUUUAGAAGUAAAUGACAAUGAUGUAGAAAAGGCUGAACAAUGGCUAAAUGAUCAAGCUCAAAGUGAAGGUUGGACUCAAGCAAUAAAAUUACAAUCCAGAUUGACUUCCCAAGGAUUAAUAGCAAUGGUCACCAAUAACAGUCAUGGAGCACUUGUGGAAAUUAAUUGUGAAACAGACUUUGUUGCUAGAAAUAAAAAGUUCCAUGAUCUAGCAGAGAUUAUACUUUCCACUGUAUUGAAAUAUGGAACAACAAUUGAACAGAAUUCCUUGAUCAACAAAACCAUGUUAUGCCCAGAAUUGAUAAAUAAAUUGUGUGCUAAUGAUGGUAAAAGUUUAAGUGAUCAUUCUGCUUUAACAAUAGGAAGCGUUGGAGAAAAUAUUAAUAUAAGACGUGCAUUAUGCAUGAGUGUACAACCAGAUGUACAUUUAUAUGGUUGUACUCAUCCCAGUCCUAUUAAUCCAGUACCAUCAUCUUUUGGACGAUAUGGAGCACUGGUUGCUUUAAAAUCUAACAAAAAGAAAGAGGUUCUAGGAAUGCAACUUUGUCAACAUAUUAUUGGUAUGAAUCCAGUGAAAGUUGGUGAUGCAAAAAUUGAUGAACCAUUUGAUAACACAGAUGAUGAACCUGUUAUGCUGUAUCAAGAAUUCUUGCUUGAUCCUUCUUUGUCUAUACAGCAAUUAUUGCAAAAUGAACAGAUUGAAGUCUUAGAUUUCGCACGUUUCGAAAUGGGUGAAUUCCUUGAAAACAAAGAAAUGUUGAAUUCUGUAGAAACUUGUGGUUAA
This is a messenger RNA of Habropoda laboriosa, 918 nucleotides long. RefSeq names its product elongation factor Ts, mitochondrial (gene mEFTs). Gene Ontology annotation, cellular component: mitochondrial matrix. The coding region runs from base 1 to 918 and encodes 305 amino acids. The record is from RefSeq and is a predicted model, not a curated record. Gene Ontology annotation, biological process: mitochondrial translational elongation. Lineage: Eukaryota; Metazoa; Arthropoda; Insecta; Hymenoptera; Apidae. The transcript has 3 exons. Gene Ontology annotation, molecular function: protein binding; translation elongation factor activity.